Messenger RNA from Spea bombifrons (plains spadefoot toad), 366 nucleotides. It is a transcript of the gene KCNE1, whose product is annotated as potassium voltage-gated channel subfamily E regulatory subunit 1. The record is from RefSeq and is a predicted model, not a curated record. Gene Ontology annotation, biological process: membrane repolarization during action potential; regulation of ventricular cardiac muscle cell membrane repolarization; potassium ion export across plasma membrane. Gene Ontology annotation, molecular function: delayed rectifier potassium channel activity; voltage-gated potassium channel activity involved in ventricular cardiac muscle cell action potential repolarization; potassium channel regulator activity. The coding region runs from base 1 to 366 and encodes 121 amino acids. Lineage: Eukaryota; Metazoa; Chordata; Amphibia; Anura; Pelobatidae. The transcript has a single exon. Gene Ontology annotation, cellular component: membrane.
AUGAAUUAUAUAGCAGAGGCAAAUGUGACGGAGGUGAACUCGCUGCUGUUGACCUAUGCACAGAAGUACACCCCUAGGCCAAGUAAUACCACGGUUAUCCCACCAGCAGAUCAAAUGGAAGUCUUCUACAUCCUUCUCCUUUUGGGAUUCUUUGGCUUUUUUACCUUUGGAAUAAUGAUGAGUUAUAUACGCUCCAAAAAACGCGAACACUCGAGUGACCCCUACCACACGUACAUUGCGAAAGACUGGAAUAAAGGCCAAACGUUACCUAGUACCAUGAGGAGCGUGUCGUCUUGCUACUUAGUAGAGAACACGUUUGCGGUGGAACAGCCUACCAGUCACAUUCCAUCCACCAGCUCCAACUGA